AGCAGCUGAAUUGGAGCCAGUCUCACAGAGAUCUGAUGAUGAUGAUCCAAGAAAUGAAAAGGUGUUUGCCUGAAGAGAAAAGGAAUUCCAGCAAGUCCAGCACCAUCAGUGCUCUCAACUACGCCUUGCAGUGUGUCCAGCAGGUCCGAGCAAACAAUGACUUUUUCCAGGCUCUGAAUGACCGAAGAGUGUUUCAGACUGAUGUGGUGACAUACAGCAUAGAAGAGUUGGUGGCAGUUGCAUCUGAACACACUCCAAAAAACACUGACACAUUUGUGGCUGUAUUUUCUUUGCUUUCUGGACGCAUAGUACAUAUUUCUGAGCAGGCAGCAUCUAUCCUAAACUAUAAGAAGAAAGUGUUGGACUCUUCCCGGUUUGUGGAGUUGCUUGUCCCUCAGGAUGUGAGUGUGUUCUACACACACACGGAUCACUCUCACCUGCCACUUUGGAACAUGGAAAGUGAAACAGCUUCUCUGUAUGAAUAUGCCCAGGUGAAAUCCUUUUUCUGCAGGAUCAGGGGUGGUAAAGACCAAGAACAAGAAACACGUUGUUACCCCUUCCGAAUCACCCCAUACUUGGUCCAUGUGUGUACUUCUGUCCAUGUGGAUGCAGAAUCCUGCUGCUUAGCUUUGGCUGAGAAAAUUCACUCUGGAUAUGAAGCUCCUCGAAUUCCUAUGGAUAAAAGAAUCUUCACCACCACUCACACCCCUGGAUGUGUUUUUCUGGACAUAGAUGACAGAGCAGUGCCUUUGUUGGGUUACUUACCUCAAGAUUUAAUUGGAACAUCCAUACUGAUGUAUUUGCACCCGGAAGAUCGUCCUUUGAUGAUUACCGUUCACCGGAAAAUACUGAAAUUUGCUGGCCAACCCCCUUUUGAACAUUUACCUAUUAGAUUCUGUACUCAAAAUGGGGAUUAUGUCAUACUGGAUACCAGCUGGUCCAGUUUUGUGAAUCCUUGGAGCAGGAAAGUAGUGUUCAUCAUUGGCCGACACAAAGUCCGGACAAGCCCUCUGAAUGAAGAUGUCUUUGCUGUAAGAAGUAAAGAAAUGAGCAGCGUGGAGAAAGAAAUAAGAGAAUUGCAAGGACAAAUUUACAAACUGCUUCUGCAGCCAGUUCACAACAAUGUUUCCAGUGGUUAUGGAAGCCUUGGAAGCAGUGGCUCUUAUGAGCACUAUGUCAGCAUAGCUUCUUCAAGUGACUCCAAUGGGAAUUGUGCAGAGGAAAUACAGGAACCAAUGACAUUGCAACAAGUUUGUGCAGAUGUCAACCGAAUAAAGAAUCUGGGACAGCAGCUAUAUAUUGCAUCAAGGAGCAAGCCACAGAAUGGAAAUGAACAGGCUGUGAGCUCAGAAGUGCUAGGAGGGAAGAGGCACACUGCUUCCUGUUUUCUUCAGACAUUGAGAAGUGAUAGCACAGAAGAACCAGGCAACACAUUUUAUGAUGAUCCAAAGAAGACUCCGCAUAUUCCUUCCUAUCAGCAGAUCAAUUGUGUCGAUAGUAUCAUCAGAUAUCUAGAGAGCUGCAGUAUUCCAGCAUUGAAAAGGAAAUGUAAAUCAUCUGCAAAUACAUCAUCAUCAUCUUCAGAAGAUGACAAACAAGUCCAGCAAAGUCAGCAGGAAGUCCAGGCAUUGGAAGAUACUGCUAUGCUGUCAGCAGUUAAGUCCCACACUCCAAUAUCUGCUGAUCUGGAAGAGGCCUUGAAAGACCAGAGAACUGCAGGCAUGGUGGGAGCUCCUCUGGCAGACCUGACCCUGUCCAACAAGGCUCCAAGUGUGGUGUCUGUCACCAGCCAGUGCAGCUACAGCAGCACUAUAGUGCACGUCCCACACCCUGAAUCAGAAGUGACUACAAUGGAGGAUACUGCUGUUGGAAGUGAACAAAUUGAACUGCCUCCUGUAAAUACUCAGAGUCCUGCUAUGUUACCUGAGGACUUAAAGCCAGUUGGGCUAACAAAGGAGACGUUGUCAGCCCACACUCAAAAGGAGGAACAGAACUAUGUUGACAGGUUCCGACAGAGGAUCUUGCUUUCUCCAUUUAGGACUUACUUUCAACAAGGAAGCAGAAGUAACAACAGACAUUCCUGUGGCCAAGGGGAUUCCCCUUCAAAGCAGAUGAGCCCAGCUAGCUGUAAAAAGGGCAGACAUGGAAAAUUGAAGCGCCAGAAACCUCAGAGACAUUCCUCAGAUAGCCAGUCUUCUAGUAAAAAUAGAAAUAAUCUUCCAUGUGAGAAGAGAGCAAUUCAGAAACAGUUGUUCUCUCCCUCAGAAGUGUCCUCUCUGGGCUCCUCCAGUUUGAAUGUCCAUUCUCCUGCGGGGUUUCCUGUCUAUUUGGAUCCACUCUCUAGUUUUCCAGCCUCUUCUGCAGGAGAGGAACUUGCCCUUCACUCAUUACAACCUGAGUCCUUGUCAUCAUCACAACUAUGCUGUAAAGCACAGUCAUGCCCAGCCCUUUAUCCCCCAAGCAUAGGCACAUUUAUGGCUGUAUUUUUUCAGAGUUUCCCCGCGUAUGUUCAGAUGCCUCAAAAUGUCUUUCUUCCUAACCCUCAGUGUGCUUAUCCCCCCUCUUCAUAUCCAUGCACUACACUACCUCCAGCCCCCUCUCCUUGUGCACCAUCACCACUAGCACCACACUGUGUGGAUCAGCCCUUUCCAGCCUCUUUUCACACAUCCAGGGAGGACCAGCAAGAGGGCCAGUGUGACCAGGCCCUCCUGCUGAGCAGCUCACGGAGCAGCUCCCCACUUCAGCUGAAUUUGCUUCAAGAAGAGCUACCAAAGCCCAUGGAACUUUCCGUUAGUGCUGAUGUUAAACCACAUGCAGAAGAUAAAAGUGACAGUGAUCCAGAAGAUAGUGAUAACAGUGCUUCUCAUGAAUUUCCUGACCACAGUCUGUACGAGGACUCCCAGUUGGGUUCAGGUUCAGCAGCAUCAGGCAGUGGAUCAGCUUUAUCUGGUUCUUUAGGCUCUAGCUUCAAUGAGUCUUCUGGUUGUGGCACAGGUAGUGGGAAAAGCAGAAAGUAUUUUGCCGGUAAUUAUUCUUCUGAAACUUCCAAAGAAGAAAGGAAGCAGGAAGCAGAAGAAAAAGAGACAGCUUAUAAAUCGAAACAUGAGUCAGCCUGGGUGAUGAUGGAUCAUACACCUGAGCGAGUUCUAAUGAAUUACCAAAUGCCAAACAGAAUUAAAGAGGAAGUUUUAAAGCAGGAUCUGGAGAAGCUGGCAGUCAUGCGAAAACAGCAGCCUUGGUUUACAGAUGGGCAAAAGCAGGAGCUUGCAGAGGUGCAUACGUGGAUCCGGACCCAGACUGUCCCGCUGCAGAUCAGCACCCAGAACUGUGUUUGUUCUAAACCUGCUGAAAUUCUUGUGUGCAGGAGAAAGUUCCAGGGACAGAAGGAUCCUCAGCCAUGUGUUCCUGAUGCACAGCUAAGACAAAACCUGUGGAACAGAGAGCCUUCUCUUACAGUCUCUGAAGAAAGCACUGUAUCAGGGAAGGCUUUUUCAUUGCUGAGAGAGGGACUGAGGAAAGCGGCAGCUGCAGGUGUCAUCUUCCUGAAUUGACUGUUCAGGUGUGAUAUGCACUGAAGAAAAAGAAAAGAAUCACAGAAACAACUAGGUUGGAAAAGACCCCUGAGAUCAUUGAGUCCAAUCUCUGACUGAACACCACAUUGUCAACUAGACCAUGGCACUGUGUUUUUUGUCCAGUUGUUUCUUGAACACCUCCAGUGACAGUGACUACACCACCUCCCUGGGCAGCCCCUUCCAAUCUUUAACAACCCAUUUUAUGAAGAAAUUCCUCCUGAUCUCGAACCUGAACGUCCCUCAGAAAACCAAACAAGCCAACUACAAACUACAUUGAAUGCAAUUACACUCCAUCUUUUUGCUGAACUCUUGAGCUUCCUCAGCGUUUAUUAGCUCUCAGAGGGCAGUGUUGGAUUCAGGCUGCCUCUGCACCUGUGUAGCAGCACAUCCUGACUGAUAUCUCCUCUUCUACCACAGUCAGAGCUCCAAGGCACUCACUCCAGGCCAUGCGUACUGUUUCUAAGCAGAGAGCACUCGAAAGUGUUAUAGCCACAGAUGCCAAGGAUGGUACUUGAAAGUAAUAAACUGAACUGACCCUUGACAGGAUCAGCAAGGCUCAGGUGAGCUUUUUCACCUCCCAUGAAUACUUCACUUGAAGGGAUAAGAAAGCAGUUUACAGAACACCCACAGUUAAGUAAGUGCCUUCUGCAAUAAAAAUUCCAAAACUGUUUUCCCUUCAGUUGUUUCUGACUUACAAGGCCAAAAAAACCGAAGCUAUUGCAACUUUCUUUAAAAGACAAUUAACCUGGAUUCCUGACUUCUCUCUAGUUUCACAAAGAAAACUGAAGAGUGCAUUUAUCUUACUUUUUUUGAAGACAGCGUGUAGUUUCUUUUUCUGCCAGACACCGAAGCAUAUGCACAAAGGUAGCAGGAACACUAUGCACAACAGCCCAGCUACGGUGAGAAAAAUCCUGAUAAUGUCUGUCUGGAGAUCCUUCCCUAGGAAUUAAACAACAUUCUCUUAAGAGUUUUAACAGAAAAAAAUUCUACUGCCCUUGAAUUAGCCGACAACUUUGUCUCCCACUCUUCUUCUAGCUAAGUCUGCAACACUAGAAAUGCAUAGAAGAAAGGACUCUUGCUUUAAAUGGAAAGUGAACGUAUGUUUCAAAGUAGGUCACAAUUCUUUAGCUCUAUAAGCAGCAUUGUACAAUGACUCACCUGGCCCAGUGAUAGAAAAUGGAAUUGCAAGCGAUGUGGUAGGUAGAGUAGUGACUAAAGUGGGAUUAACUGAAGCAUGUUUGCAAAUGACAUCUUUUUCUGCAGUUCCAGGCUCCAGGAUCUGGUUUGUAGAGCACCUGAAAGACAUUUACAGCAGAACAGGGAAAAGAAAAAAAGCUACAGAAAAAAAAUCCAGUAAAGUGUAAUAGCUGUAGCAUUUAGAUUACAUACUUUGUCCAGUUUUUACAGGAGCCAUUGGGCUGAUCAUUAAAAGUUCCAUAUUGGCAAGUCUGGCAACCUUCAACAGACAAGGACAGGUAAAUUUGUACAAGAUAAACAUUUAAAACACAACAUGUGAAACGUUAUUUUUGCCUGCUUGUACAAUGACUGUAAUCAACAUUCACAUAAUUACUAUUUCAUAAGCUGCUCUGAGUAUGUAAGAUAAGUCUUUCCCUGUGAGCCACGGACCAGUACAGUACUCAGCUACAAAGCCAGGUUAUUUUGGCACAAGAUGCCACAAACCACGUCUAAGUCGGGAGUUCACAGCUUGGUCUUCCUCAUGCCAGUGACAAA
Messenger RNA from Manacus vitellinus (golden-collared manakin), 5303 nucleotides. RefSeq names its product period circadian regulator 3 (gene PER3). The record is from RefSeq and is a predicted model, not a curated record. The transcript is spliced from 22 exons. Gene Ontology annotation, molecular function: transcription corepressor binding; transcription cis-regulatory region binding. Bases 36 to 3551 code for a protein of 1171 amino acids. Lineage: Eukaryota; Metazoa; Chordata; Aves; Passeriformes; Pipridae. Gene Ontology annotation, biological process: entrainment of circadian clock by photoperiod; negative regulation of transcription by RNA polymerase II; circadian regulation of gene expression. Gene Ontology annotation, cellular component: nucleus; cytoplasm.